AUGUCAACGAGUGGAACUAGUUGGAGACACGUGCCGGGUGCAGAAAACCCAGCCGAUGAACUUUCUCGCGGUCUACAACCUCCCGAAAUAUUAUCUCAAACCAGAUGGUGGAAUGGCCCAUCCUGGUUAGCCUUAGCGCCAUGUCACUGGCCACAUUCGGAAAUCCCAGAGCAAGAAGCAGCUCCCAUCGUCGAAGAAGCCCGUACGAUAGCCAUGAUUUCAACAACCCUAGUAGAAUCCCAAUUUGCAGACCAUUUAUUCGCCAAGUAUUCAUCGUACACAAAACUUCGUCGUGUUUUCGGAUAUUGCAUGAAAUUCAUUCGUCUUUCUCAAAAGAAACCUCAGAAGUCUCUCCAUAGUAUGUCACAUGUCGUGCUAACUACAAACGAUCUGAAGGCAGCGGACUACGCACUAGCCCGCUUAGCUCAAGCCCAGCUUUACCCAGAAGAGUUAACCAUACUAGCAAGUCCAACGAAAGAUCAAAGCGACAUGAAAUCCUCGCCACUUAAAUGGCUAAAACCGUUCAUAUGUACAGACCGUAUAAUUCGAGUUGGAGGUCGCUUGUCCAAUUCCGAACUCCCCGAAGACAUCAAGCAUCCAAUAGUCCUAUCCGCCAGGCAUCCUUUAGCUGAAAUUCUAGUUAGCCAUUACCAUAAACGUCUUUUACACGCUGGUCCACAGCUAAUGCUCUCUACGAUACGUCAGAAAUAUUGGUCGCACUACUGUGGUCCAGUUUAUUUGAAAUCCCCAACCCGUAGACGCGGGCCAACUGAAGCAUACAUUGCCAUUUUCGUUUGUUUUAUAACGAAAGCUGUUCAUAUUGAAUUGGUCUCUGACCUAUCGACAGCAGCCUUCUUGUCAGCACUACGUCGCUUCACUGCCCGUCGUGGCUAUGUUCGGGAACUCCAUUCUGAUAAUGGGACUGCGUUCAAAGGAGCAUCUAAUCAGCUACACCAUGUAUACGAGAUGUUAAAGUCGACGGGAACCCAACGAGACCAAAUUGUGAACUGGUGCGCCAAUAACGAGAUUGAAUGGAAGUUUUCCCCACCCCGUGCUCCUCAUUUUGGAGGACUGUGGGAGGCUGCAGUCAAAUCUGCCAAGCAGCACCUCCUGCGGGAAAUAGGACACAUUAGCAUUAGCCAGGAAGAUAUGGUCACUCUCUUGGCACAGAUUGAAAUGUGCUUAAAUUCCAGACCAUUGAUACCAAUUCCCAGCGAAACUACCGACCUGGAAGCAUUAACACCAGGCCACUUCCUGGUCGGUUCGAACCUACAAGCUGUGCCGGAACCCAGUCUUAAUCACACGUCGGACUCCCACUUAAAUCACUGGCAUCAAACGCAAAAGAAUCUCCAGCGCAUUUGGGCGCGCUGGUAUCCAGAAUAUUUGGCCCAACUACAGUCCCGUGCAACAAAGGGUUGCAAACGUCCUGUACCGAUCGAGGUGGGACGCAUCGUGGUCAUCAAGGAUGAUAAUCUACCACCCGCGAAAUGGCCACUAGGCAGAAUCAUCAAGCUUCACCCAGGGAAAGACGGUGUUACUCGGGUCGUAACGCUGAAAACAGCAGUAGCCGACAACGUCGUCAGACCAAUAGCGAGAAUCGCCAUGCUGCCAUUACCACAUGAUCCAGAGCCUGUUUGCCCAGAAACGUUAUGCUGA
This is a messenger RNA of Sabethes cyaneus, 1656 nucleotides long. RefSeq lists its product as uncharacterized. Gene Ontology annotation, biological process: DNA integration. The record is from RefSeq and is a predicted model, not a curated record. The coding region runs from base 1 to 1656 and encodes 551 amino acids. Gene Ontology annotation, molecular function: nucleic acid binding. NCBI's taxonomy places the organism in Eukaryota, Metazoa, Arthropoda, Insecta, Diptera, Culicidae. The transcript has a single exon.